This is a messenger RNA of Phoenix dactylifera (date palm), 1210 nucleotides long. Its product is annotated as Sugar isomerase (SIS) family protein. Lineage: Eukaryota; Viridiplantae; Streptophyta; Magnoliopsida; Arecales; Arecaceae. Gene Ontology annotation, molecular function: isomerase activity; carbohydrate derivative binding. Gene Ontology annotation, biological process: carbohydrate derivative metabolic process. The record is from RefSeq and is a predicted model, not a curated record.
AAAUCACUUGGACGCGGAGGCAGCGGUCUGAGGAUAAGCAAGAAUAAUGAGUGGCGACAGCGUGGAGCUCUCGGCCGGCAUGGCCUCCCAGAUCUGCGACCAGAUCCGAUCCGUCUUCUCCUCCCCUCCCUCGCCUUCCCCGGUCGGAUCCCGCGCCCUCCCGCCGCCGCUGGAUGUCCUGGUGGCGGAGAUUUCGGCGGUGGCCGCGGCUGCGGGGAAGGUGUUCGUCCACGGGGUGGGCCGGGAGGGGCUGAUGAUGAAGGCCCUCUGCAUGCGCCUCUACCACCUCGGCCUCUCCGCCCACGUCGUCGGCGACGUCACCACCCCUCCCGUCUCGGCCGGCGACCUCCUCCUCGCCUCCGCCGGCCCCGGCAGCUUCUCCACCGUCGACGCCAUCUGCGGCGUGGCCAAGUCCGCCGGGGCCCGCGUGGCGCUGCUGACCGCGCGGCCGGAGGCGGGGAGCGGGGCGUGCCGGAGCGCGGACGCGGUGGCGUACAUCCCGGCCCAAACCAUGGCUGACGGCGAGGAGGAGUCGGGAGCUCCGCUGGGGGCGAGGUUGCCGAUGGGGAGCCUGUACGAGGGGGCGCUGUUCGUGCUGUUCGAGAUGGUAGUGCUGAGGCUGGCCGAGGUGCUGGGCCAGGCACCGUCCCACCUCCGCUCUCGCCAUACCAACCUCGAAUAGAUUUAGCAGCAAACGAUGUUGGUAGUAGCAGUCGACCCAACUCGACGGGAUGCAGCUUUUGUUAACCAGCUCAAGCCACCACCAGGAUAAGGGGUUGCUGCUGCUACUAUUGGGAAUGAGAACGAGUCAUACCACAAUUCUUGCGCGAUUUAUCUGGAAGGACUCUAGUUGUACUAUUAUUUUUUUUUUUUCUUGAUUUUGAGAAUGAAAGAUUUGCUCCACAAAAAGUCACAUUUACGUUCAGAUAAUUCUGCAACCAAAAGCUUCCAGAGGAUGAAUGUAAUCCAAGGAUUUAUUUGGAAUUGUGAAAAUUCUUAGGUUGUUGGUUGUAUUAGACAUCUGGAUCUGUUAGUGUUAGAAGGCUUCAGGAGUAUUGGAAACACAUAUUUUUGUUCCUCAUCUUUAAGCUCUUCGUAAUAAAAUCUUGUAAGCUGAUUUAGGCUCAUGGUGCAUUUGGAUACAACCUGUAACUCCCAUACAGAUGUAAUUGAGGUUACAUGUAAGCUGAUUUUUCUACGUUUGCUGAAA